Kluyveromyces lactis is the source of this 2706-nucleotide messenger RNA. RefSeq names its product glycogen phosphorylase (gene GPH1). Lineage: Eukaryota; Fungi; Ascomycota; Saccharomycetes; Saccharomycetales; Saccharomycetaceae. Gene Ontology annotation, cellular component: cytoplasm. The coding region runs from base 1 to 2706 and encodes 901 amino acids. The record is from RefSeq and is a predicted model, not a curated record. The transcript has a single exon. Gene Ontology annotation, molecular function: pyridoxal phosphate binding; glycogen phosphorylase activity. Gene Ontology annotation, biological process: glycogen catabolic process.
AUGGGUUCCGGUACUGCUAGAAGACCUAGCUUGAGCACUUCCACAUCCAAUGACAUGAUGGUUGACGAGCCUCAUGGUGUGCCUCGUCUUUCCCGUCGUUUGACUGGGUUUUUGCCUCAGGAAAUUAAGAGUAUUAAUACUAUGAUUCCUUUGCAGAGUAGAGAAAUUUGGAAAAAACAUGGGGUUAAGAAGUUUGAAACCCCAGACGAAUUUCAGUCCAAAUUCAUUCAACACGUUGAAACGACAUUGGCUCGUUCUUUGUACAAUUGUGAUGAUUUAGCUGCAUAUCAAGCCACUUCUCAAAGUGUCCGUGACAACUUGGUCAUUGACUGGAACAAAAGUCAGCAGAGACAAACAGCGCGUGGCUCGAAGAGGGUUUACUACUUGUCGUUGGAAUUUUUAAUGGGUAGAGCCUUGGAUAACGCUUUGAUUAACUCACAAGAUGGUUCUGAGGAAAGUGGUGUUGAGAAAAGAGAAAAAAUUAAGGGCGCCAUUGAUGAGUUGGGUUUCAAGCUAGAAGAUUUGUUGGAGCAAGAACCGGAUGCUGCUCUUGGUAAUGGUGGUCUAGGUCGUCUUGCUGCAUGCUUCAUUGACUCAAUGGCAACAGGAGACUACCCGGCAUGGGGUUAUGGUUUGCGUUACCAGUACGGUAUCUUUGCUCAAAAGAUUAUCGAUGGUUACCAAGUGGAAACCCCAGAUUAUUGGUUAAACUUUGCCAAUCCAUGGGAAAUUGAGAGAAGUGAAAUUCAAGUGCCAAUUAACUUCUACGGUUACGUUGAUAGGUCAGAUAACAAUGGGGAUGGCUCUACAUUGUGUGCAAGUAAAUGGAUUGGAGGUGAAAGAGUCAUUGCUGUUCCAUAUGACAUGCCAAUUCCUGGGUUCAAGACCGAAAAUGUUAACAACUUGAGAAUGUGGACUGCUAGACCAACCACUGAAUUCGAUUUUGCCAAGUUUAACAGUGGUGAUUACAAGAAUUCUGUUGAACAACAGCAACGUGCUGAAUCCAUCACUGCUGUUUUGUACCCUAACGAUAACUUCCAAGAGGGUAAGGAAUUGAGAUUGAAACAGCAAUAUUUCUGGUGUGCCGCAUCUUUGCAUGACAUUGUUAGAAGAUUUAAGAAGGCUAAACACUCCUGGGAAGAUUUUCCAAAUCAAGUUGCAAUCCAAUUGAACGACACUCAUCCUACAUUGGCAAUUGUUGAAUUGCAAAGAAUCCUUGUCGAUUUGGAACAUUUGGAUUGGCACAAAGCAUGGGACAUUGUUACCAAAACCUUUGCAUACACUAACCAUACAGUCAUGCAAGAAGCGUUGGAAAAAUGGCCUAUCGGUCUAUUCGGACAUUUGUUACCAAGACACUUGGAAAUCAUCUACGAUAUCAAUUGGUUCUUUUUGAAACACGUCGAAAGCAAGUUCCCAAGGGACGUUGAUCUUUUGAGUAGAGUUUCCAUUAUCGAGGAAGCCUCUCAGGAAAGACAAAUCAGAAUGGCUUUCUUAGCCAUUGUUGGUUCUCAUAAGGUUAAUGGUGUUGCUGAAUUACACUCAGAAUUGAUUAAGACUACUAUCUUCCAAGAUUUCGUCAAGAUUUAUGGGCCAGGUAAAUUCACCAACGUUACCAACGGUAUCACACCAAGAAGAUGGUUGAAACAAGCUAAUCCAAAACUUGGUGAAUUGAUCAGUAAGGCUAUUGGUGAUCCUCAAGAUGACUAUUUGUUGAACAUGUCAAAGCUAACAGAGUUGGCAAAAUUUGCUGAAGACGAAGACUUCCAAAGUCAGUGGAACGACGUCAAGCAAUUCAACAAGCAAAGACUUGCAGAUUUGAUCGAAAAAUUAUACGAUGGAGAAGAUGUCAUCCAGAGAGAUAAUAUCAGAAACACCUUGUUUGAUAUUCAAGUGAAACGUAUUCAUGAAUACAAACGUCAACAAAUGAACAUUUUCGGAUGUAUCUACAGAUAUUUGAGUAUUAAAAAGUUGUUAUCGCAAGGCGUCCCAAUUUCAGAAGUUGAGAAGAAGUACCCAAGAAAGGUAUCCAUCUUUGGUGGUAAGAGUGCUCCAGGUUACUACAUGGCCAAGUUGAUCAUAAAGUUAAUCAACAGUGUCAGUGAUGUUGUUAACCAUGACAAAGAGAUCAAUAACAUCUUUAAAGUUGUAUUCAUCCCUGAUUACAACGUUUCUAAAGCAGAAAUUAUUAUUCCAGCCAGUGACUUAAGUGAACAUAUUUCGACUGCAGGUACUGAAGCCUCUGGUACAUCCAAUAUGAAAUUCGUUAUGAACGGUGGUUUAAUCAUCGGUACUGUUGACGGUGCCAAUGUCGAAAUCACAAGAGAAAUCGGAGAAGAUAACAUCUUCUUGUUUGGUAACUUGGCAGAAAACGUGGAAGAGUUAAGAUAUCAACACCAAUACCACGGUGAACCAUUACCACAAGAAUUGGAGGAAGUGUUCCAAGUCAUCGAACAAGGCACCUUUGAUGGUGACUUCAAGCCAUUAGUUGAAUCUAUCAGACAUCAUGGUGACUACUAUUUGGUGAGCGACGAUUUUAAAUCAUACUUGCAAACCCAAUCUUUGGUUGACGAAGUGUACCACAAGAACAAGAAAGAAUGGUUGAAGAAAUCCAUUUUGAGUGUUGCCAACGUCGGAUUCUUCUCCAGUGACCGUUGUAUUCAAGAAUACGCCGACGAAAUAUGGAACGUCGAACCCUUGACCAACUGA